UAGCCGCGAGCGGGCCGCCGGCGCUCCCGGGCGCCCGCGGCGCGGGCCAUGGCGGCGGAGGCGCGCGUGUCGCGCUGGUACUUCGGGGGACUGGCCUCCUGCGGGGCCGCCUGCUGCACGCACCCGUUAGACCUGCUCAAGGUGCACCUGCAGACGCAGCAGCGGGUGAAGCUGCGCAUGACGGGCAUGGCGCUGCGGGUGGUGCGCUCCGACGGCGUGCUGGCGCUCUACAAUGGCCUCAGCGCCUCCCUGUGCCGACAGAUGACCUACUCCCUGACCCGGUUCGCCAUCUAUGAGACCGUGCGGGACCACGUGAGCAAGAGCAGCGAGGGGCCCCUGCCCUUCUACAAGAAGGUUUUGCUGGGUGCCAUCAGCGGUUGCAUUGGCGGCUUCGUGGGGACGCCCGCGGAUAUGGUCAAUGUCAGGAUGCAGAACGACAUGAAGCUGCCCCUGAGUCAGCGUCGCAACUACGCCCACGCUGUGGACGGCUUGUACCGUGUGGCCCGGGAAGAGGGUCUGAAGAAGCUGUUCUCGGGCGCCAGCAUGGCAUCCAGUCGAGGGAUGCUAGUCACCGUGGGCCAGCUGUCCUGCUACGAUCAGGCCAAGCAGCUGGUGCUCAGCACCGGGCACCUGCCUGAUGGCGUCCUCACUCACCUUGUCGCCAGCUUCAUCGCGGGUGGGUGUGCCACGAUCCUGUGCCAGCCCCUGGACGUCCUGAAGACGCGUCUCAUGAAUGCCAAGGGCGAGUAUCAGGGUGUUCUCCACUGCGCAGUAGAGACAGCAAAGCUGGGGCCGCUGGCCUUUUACAAGGGCCUCCUGCCUGCCGGCAUCCGCCUCAUGCCGCACACAGUGCUGACGUUUGUGUUCCUGGAGCAGCUCCGCAAGCACUUCGGCAUCAAAGUGCUUUCCUGAUGGGGGGGGGGAAGGGGCGACCCCGCACCCAGGAGGGUUGGUGGGCUGAGCGCUGCCCGUGUGCCCAGGCCUCCGUCCUCCCGGGCCCCCCACCCUGGCCUUCCCCCAUGGGCUCCGGCCGCACCCAGCCUACCUGGGCCGGAGAUCCUUCCAGAAUCCUCCGUCCCCUCCACUUUCUGCCUGCCCUCCCCAGGCUCUCCCUACCUGGCAUUCCGGGGGACCCCCAUGUCCUCCCCCAGGCACAGUAAUGACCCAGAGGGGAGGUGUCCAGGCCCUGGGUUUGGUUCUCUCCUCCCCCAGUAGCCGGCUCACCCUGGAGGUGGGCUGUUCUCCAGUCUGAGGCCUUCAGCAGCAGCUUCCAUCCAGGGAUGGGUGGCGAUGGAGGGGGUACCGACCCCCCAGCACAGCUCAGCAGACUCGGGGUGCGCACAGGCACUUUUAUUUCUGGAGAGGGACCGUAGCUCUUCUGACAUUCUCAAAGGCAGCUGUGCCCCCCAGCACCGGGGCCCCUGGGCAGACGGCACUGGGCAGAACCACCAAGUCCAGGAGGGAGGGUGGGCGCAUGGCCCAUGGGCACCAGGUUGCUUUAACGAGUAAUUUCACGGAAACCUCUCAGCGCCGGGAGCCUGCUGCCGCCUUCAGGGAGCAGGCAGCGCCCCACACGCUGUCCGCGCCUCCCCCAGCUCCCCAUGCAGGGGCCCACUCUGUGCGGCCAGCGGCUGCCCACAGAGCACCCCCCAGCCUGAGUUCUGGCACCAGGCAGCCUGUCCCCACACCCCGCAAGGGGUUCUCUGCAGGGUGUCAAUAAAGGACCGCGCAGUGCUCCA
Molecule: messenger RNA, 1739 nt
Organism: Enhydra lutris kenyoni (northern sea otter)
Lineage: Eukaryota; Metazoa; Chordata; Mammalia; Carnivora; Mustelidae
Product: solute carrier family 25 member 10
Exons: 11
Coding region: 49-912 (287 amino acids)
Biological process (GO): succinate transmembrane transport; thiosulfate transport; malate transmembrane transport
Cellular component (GO): mitochondrial membrane
Molecular function (GO): sulfate transmembrane transporter activity; succinate transmembrane transporter activity; antiporter activity
Source: RefSeq, a predicted model, not a curated record